AGAGCUGUGCAGUGCGCCUCGGGAGAGAAGCCGCUCGACUUGUUUUGUUUUGGUUGUUUUUGGUUCCUCUGACAAGUGACCGCGGGUCCGCGUCAAUCGGAGCAAAAAGAGUGUCCGCACGCUGGUGGUGAGUGUCGCCGGGCGAGGCGUCGUCGUCGUUCCGCGUUCGGGUAUCUACUCCGCGCGCGCGAUGGCAGCGUGCUACCCGGGCUUCGAACUGGCGCCGCCCCCGCCUACGUCGUCGACGACGUCGGCCGCCGCGGCGGCGGCGGCGGCCGCGGCAGCCGCGGCGGCGGCGGCAGCGGCGGCCGCGCGGGGACAGCAGACCAAGGACUACUCGCGGCCGCUGCACGUGGACUGCAGCGUCGAGUACGAGCUGCCGAACCAGGCCAAGCCUCCGGAGGGGGCCCGCUCCGAGCCGCUGCUCAUGAUCCACCCCUGCUACUACCGGCGCGCCGAGAGCCAGCGGCGCAGCCCCUUCAUCAACAACCUGCCGAGGACGGGCGCGGCCGUGGCGGUGACCGUGUCCGCAGGGGUGGCGGCGCCGGCGCCCGCCCCCCGCGACCCGCUGCUGUGCGGCGACCUGACGUCGAGCGCGGACUCCGGCCACUGGACGGACACGGAGCGCAGCCCGGCGGACGCGCGCCUGCACCGCGACUUCGCGCCCGACUCCGGCAUCGCGACGCCCGUCUCGCUGGACGACAAAGCGGUGCUCUCAGGUGAGCUCAUCAUCGCGACGAGGGCGGACCGACGCAGCAGCCGCCGGCUGCAGCCCUUCUGCCUGCAGUGCGCCCGCGUCGCCAAGUACCGGGCCAUAUAG
Schistocerca americana (American grasshopper) is the source of this 820-nucleotide messenger RNA. RefSeq names its product centrosomal and chromosomal factor-like. NCBI's taxonomy places the organism in Eukaryota, Metazoa, Arthropoda, Insecta, Orthoptera, Acrididae. The record is from RefSeq and is a predicted model, not a curated record. The coding region runs from base 191 to 820 and encodes 209 amino acids. The transcript has 2 exons.